This is a messenger RNA of Schistosoma rodhaini, 4062 nucleotides long. The record is from the annotation of a GenBank genome assembly. NCBI's taxonomy places the organism in Eukaryota, Metazoa, Platyhelminthes, Trematoda, Strigeidida, Schistosomatidae.
AAGUAUUCUUACACUCAAGGACGCAGAUAAUCUUACUGCUCUUAACAUUCCCCCAGCACACAAGGUAUCUUCAGGCUAGACGCAAACCUACCAAAGGCUGAACAUUACAAUUGUAGCCUGCGUGAGGACUUCUUAAGUCUAAACACCACGUAGCUGGAUGGCUUUGUAAAAUGAUUGUCACAUGGCAUUUUCAUAUGGAUAUUAUUUCUUUUUCUGAUUUGUAAUGAUCAACGGAACUCCAAAAAUACUGGCUACUACUCAUAAAUGUAUAUUCAGAAGUACUUCAUUCUCCCAACUUUUAGCCAGUAAGUCAGUAUGUGGAGUGCUUUCCAGUAAAUUUCAUUAUGUAAAUGGAAGGCAAAAAAUCCAUUCCAGGCCUGAUGGUUUACUUCAUUUCCGCCCAACUGGAGUUUUAAAUUUGAGAUUGCAGCACUCUCAUGGUUCUUUAAAUAAUGUAUCAAAUCCAGCUUUGGAAAAAAAAGCAAUUUUAUCCGACUGGACUAUUAUUAGACGACUUCUAAAAUAUGUUUGGCCAAAGGAUAGGCCAGAAAUCCGUUUGCGUGUAGUCGCGGCAAUGUUGUUGUUAUUGUCUUCCAAAUGUGUUAAUGUUUUAGUUCCAUUUGUUUUCAAAAUUGCAGUGGACUGUUUGUCAGGAGAAACUCCAUUGUUAUUAGGUGAUACAAGUCCUAGCGUGGCAGCUACAACCAUUUUAAUUUCGUAUGGUUUGUUUAGAGCUACUGCUUCUGGUUUGAAUGAAUUACGUACUGCAGUUUUCGCUAAAGCUGCUCUCUCUUCAAUUCGAGAAGUCGGAGUUCAAGUAUUUCGACAUAUGCACAAUCUUGAUUUAAGUUAUCAUCUUGGAAGAAGAACUGGCGCAUUAGGUAAAGCGAUUGAUCGUGGUGCUAGGGGAAUAAAUUUUAUAUUGACUGCAAUGGUUUUCAAUUUAUUUCCCACCACAUUCGAAGUUGCUGUCGUAACGGGUAUUUUGUAUUAUAAAUAUGGAGUAGCAGCCAGUACAAUUGCACUUAGUUGUAUAGCUGCUUAUACAGCAUUCACAUUUGCUGUUACUCGUUGGCGUACUCAAUUUCGUGUUCAAAUGAAUAAAGCAGAUGGACGAGCUGCAAGUCAAGCUACUGACUCACUUAUUAAUUAUGAAACUGUAAAAUACUUCAACAACGAAGAGCGUGAAGCAGAACUUUAUGACAAACUUCAAGCCCAAUACGAAGAGGCCAGUGUUAGAACAACAACUAGCUUGGCCGUACUUAACUUCGGUCAGGCUGCUAUAUUCUCUGUUGGUUUAGCUGCUACAAUGAUAACAGUUGCAAAUCAAGUUGCUUCCGGUCUAACUGAUCCAACAACAGCUGCUCAUGUUCUUGAAGCCACUGGGAUAAGUAGUCUAGCUAAAUCUUUGACUGUGGGAGAUCUUGUUCUCGUAAACGGUUUAUUAUUCCAACUAUCGAUACCAUUGAAUUUUCUGGGUACGGUAUAUCGUGAAGUACGGCAAUCUUUAAUUGAUAUGUCAACUAUGUUUGGACUAUUGGAACUUGUUCCAACAGUUCGUUCCUUACCGAAUGCACCAAAUAUACACAUUGAUCGCUUUAAUUCAUCCAUAGAAUUUCGUGAUGUGAAAUUCACUUAUUACUCCAAAGACCCUUUAUUAAAACCUGGGAAAUUCUUAUAUGAUGGAUUAAGUUUUAAGGUUGAACCUGGUCAAUGUGUAGCUAUUGUUGGUGAGAGUGGUACCGGAAAAUCUACAAUUGUUCGAUUAGUUUAUCGAUUUUUUGAUGUAUCUGGUGGUAGUGUACUAGUUGGUGGUCAAGAUGUUCGGUCGGUGAAUUUGGAAAGUUUACGUCAUGCAAUAGCAGUGAUACCACAGGAUACGGUUUUGUUCCAUAAUACUAUAUUUUAUAAUCUCCAAUACGGCAACUUGAAAGCAACUCCGGAGGAAGUUUACGAAGCCGCUCGUUUAUCGAAUAUAGCCAAUGCAAUUGAACGUAUGCCACAUGGAUACGAUACACAAGUCGGAGAACGUGGUUUGAAAUUGAGCGGUGGUGAAAAACAACGAAUAGCGAUUGCUAGAGCCCUACUAAAGAAGGCUCCAAUUUUGAUUUACGACGAAGCAACGUCAUCGUUAGAUUCAAUCACUGAACAUGUAUGUUUUUUAUAUGUUCUCUAUGUUGAUAAUAAUUUAUUUUUCAUUAUAAUCAAGGUUCAAGCUAACUGACUGUUUAUAACUUCCAACUCAUGGUAAUGAGAAUUGCUGUUGUACACCAGAUUUUAUUUCUAAACGGACAAAUCUCGUAACGGCACUAGACGUAGAUCAGAUUACACAGAGUUGCCCUAACUUUUGUUAUAUACAAAUUAAUCUUGUAUGUUACAUCAGUACGAGUGCUCACUGGUCAUCAAAAUACGCAAACUUCUUGACUUUCUAUUCACUUACCAUGAAGAGUAAAUGGUUUCGCAAAGUUUUUAUUAUACCUAUGUACACUUAUUAUGUACAAUUUGGGUAGCCUACAUAUCGUCCCUUACUCAAAGAUGAAAUUUAUUCUCCCGGAAAUUUAUCUUCAGUCCUUACUUCAUAAGGAAUUGUGUAAAAAAGUUCAUUUCAAAAAACAGUGAAAAGAUGUUUAUGUGCUCUCAGUUUAUUCAAGUUACUUUUAAGUAUGAUGAUAGGCUUUUCCAGGUAUCACUGUCACUAAUAAAUUAACUUGAAGUAAAACUUUUAAAAGAGUAAAACCUAAGACAGUUAUCAAGUCAACAAAUUCAACCAUAUACGUGUUUGACAAUGUUCAUACAUACGAGGCGAAUUGGUAAUUAGCCAGUCUAACUCAUAAUUUUUUCGGUAUAACGGAAGCCAUCACCUUAGAUAUGUCCAGUAGGAAACAUACCUAGAUGGUUUUCUCAUUAACUGCGCUGACUGUUUGUUAUCGAAAGUGCAUAAAACCGCAUUUCAUUCUUGAAAUGAUCUGAAGCUUCGUCAGAUACAACUAGUGCUCUGAAAGGAAUAGCAAUCUUCUAGACUUUCACCACUUCUAAGUUAAUGUGAGUCUUGACCUGAAUGAUCGAGGAAGGAAUUUGGAGUUCACUCUAAUACAAUACAUCUAAAGAUUCAUCACUUUUCCUAUUGCUAGUGCGCGGUUAACUUACUUAGACCAAAACAUACGAUCCAAGAUUAUAGAACUUGAUACUGAGGCUCUGUUUAUGUUGUAAGUCGAUCAACUGUUCUAUUUCUUCAAGAUAAAACUGCAUGGUAAAUCUCAGUUACGACAACAUCGUGUUCCAAUUAAUCGUACACAGGAGUACAUCGUAUGUGCGGUGCGAUACCUAAGUGAUACUGGCUGACGACAUUCCUGAUAACAGUUUAUGAACCCCUGACACUGAAGGUGAAAGUCAAGUAAACUGAUUCUAUUUAAAUAAUCAUUAUAUAUAUACUUCUUUUUCGUUUCUCUAUCAAAAAAAAAAUAUAAAUAAAUUAUGUAGACUAUUCUUCAACGAUUAGCGGAAGUUACACCUGGCGUUACAUCUCUUAUAAUCGCUCACCGUUUAAGCACAAUAAUUGAUGCUGAUGAAAUCUUAGUCUUACGAAAUGGUCAUGUAUCUGAACGUGGUACGCACUCUAGUUUAUUAUCACAACCGGAUUCAUAUUAUCGACAACUUUGGAAUCAACAACGAAGUGGAAUCUUACCUACUACUAUUACUAGUACUACUAAUUUUGAUAAUAAUAACAACAAUGAUUGUCAUAAAAUAUCCAGUUCAGACAGUCAACAAACAAACACCUAAGGCACUACGUAUACAUAUAAUGGAUUAAGCUUUUCUUGAGUUAUGUAGUUUGUAAUUUUUUCAAUGUCCACACUUGUUCGAUAGUUUCAUUUUUCUAUCUAUCUAUCUGUUUUACUGACUUUUUUAUACUUGAGCAGAAUUCUUUUAUCUUAUGUUGUGUUUUCUGUUUAUGCUAGAUGAAUAGUUAACAAAUUACUUAACAUAUUUAAUUUGUUUUCGUGGUUGUUUACAUCACAAGAUAACUUUGUAAAGAAACAAACUUUAUAAUACAUUUUGUUACAC